AGCCAUCGCGGUUCCAAGUGCGAUGGGCAACAACGCAAUGCCUGGCUGAGGUCAUGGGCUUCGCGGGCUUCACCCCGCGGAAGGGCAGCACCCUGCCAGUUACGCGGCCCUUCUCGGAGUACGGGGCAGAAAACGGCUACCUCGUGCUUCGAGUUGGGCAGCACGUCUCGGUGGAUCACGUCGGCCAAGAGGGCGACGAGUUGGGCUGGCUCUUCGGCUGCGAGCUGGGCACCAAGACACGCGGCUGGUUCCCCAUCGCUGCUGUGGAGCCCCCACCAUUUCCGCAGCCGCGUGCUGCUUGCGGUCAGGUCCGAGCUAGCACACCCCCUCCGCCUCCGGACGAGGGCGGGCCUGACUGCAAAGCCGCAGCAGCCCCAACGCGGCAGGCACCAGCACGGCCCCAGGUCCGAGCUAGCACACCCCCUCCGCCUCCGGACGAGGGCGGGCCUGACUGCAAAGCCGCAGCAGCCCCAACGCGGCAGGCACCAGCACGGCCCCAGGUCCGAGCUAGCACACCCCCUCCGCCUCCGGACGAGGGCGGGCCUGACUGCAAAGCCGCAGCAGCCCCAACGCGGCAGGCACCAGCACGGCCCCAGGACCUCGGAGCCAUAGUGGACAUUUGCGAUCCCGGGCUGGAGAUUUCAGGCAUCCUGGUGGGCACGCCCGGGGUCGUUAUGAGCAGGAAUGCGGACGGCACACUGGCGGUCCGCAUAGCAACGGGCCAGAUUGUUGAUGUACAUCACAGCGCACUGCGGCUGCGCCUUCAGGGAGAGGAUGGCGACCAACCAGUGAGCCCCAGCCGAUGGCUUUCGCCCCCUGCACCCAAGGGCCAGGCCUUGACCUCGGUGCCGCCGCCGGGCUUGGACCGCGCCCCCAAGCCGGAAGACCUCGAAGCGGUGGAGCAAGGCCUCAAUGUGGGCAGCAACCUGCCCAUGCACGAGAAAUGUGGAGACCUCCAGCGGCUGAUCGCAGAGAACCGCGUGGUGGUGAUCGACGCGGCCACAGGCUCCGGGAAGUCCACCUUAGUGCCGCUCUGCCUGGCGCACCAAUGCCUCCAGGCGGGCCGGGACUGCCGGGUGGUGGUCACGCAGCCGCGGCGCAUUGCGGCCAAGGGCCUGGCUGCGCGGGUCUCGCAGCAGGUCGGCCGGCCGGUGGGGGAGUUGGUGGGAUACCGCGUGGGCAGCGACAAGCAAGACAAAGGAGCGCUGGUGGUCUACGUGACCGUGGGCCAUUUCUUGGAGGCUUUGGUGCACAACCCGGGCUACCUGGAGACCUUCAGCCACGUGGUGCUGGACGAGGUACAUGAGCGCUUCGUUGAGGCUGACUUCUUGAUGGCGCUGCUGCGGCUUUCGCUGUCAAGGCCAGGGACGCUGCGGCAGCGCGUGGUGGUGAUGUCUGCCACGCUGCAGAAGGCCCUCGGCAAGUUCUUCAGGCCUGUGUUGCUGCCAUCUCCCGGCAAAGCCGAGCUUGCCAGCAUCACCCUGCCGGGCAGCACACCGUUCGAAGUGACGGACUUCUUUUGGGAGGCAGAGGACCUCCCCCCGCACGUCAUGUGCAGCUUGAACUUCUCGGAGGCGCUGCCGUGCCAUCUGAAGCAGAAGACCCCACGGGCUCAGUCGGAUCUGCUCUCGACUCUCUGCAAGAAGUUGGCACCCGCAGCCGCGAACCUGAUCUGCUGGCUCUAUGACCGUCAGGUCCAGGUGGUCUUGGUCUUCCUGCCGGGCCUGGAUCAGAUGGUGGAGCUGGAAAAAAAGCUCAAGGACAGGGUUCUCCAGCGCAGGAAGCUCAACCCGGACAUGCCUGAGCCGGACGUCAUCCUCAUGCACUCUUCCCUGGAAGAGGAGACAUACAGACGGGCCUUGGAUCCGGUCACCCCGGACCAGUGGAAGGUUGUGCUGGCCACCAACAUUGCGGAAUCCUCCUUGACAGUGCCUGGGGUUGGGGCCGUCCUGGACUCGGCUCUGCACCGCGUCAGUGUCUACGACGACGAGGCAAAGAUGUCCUGUUUGAUGACGACCUGGUGCUGCCAUGCCUCACUGAAGCAACGGCGCGGCCGCACUGGGCGGACCAACCCCGGCUCCUACUACUGCAUGGUGCCCAAGAGGCUCUAUGCUGAGCUUGCGGCCUAUGACCAAAGCGGCGUGGAGCGGUCGCCCCUGACCAGGGUGGCACUGGAGGCAGCGCACCUGGCGGAAAUUCUCAGCGCCCCGCCGCUGAUUCGCGCGGAGCUGCCAGUGGUGCUCAAGGGCGUGGAGGGCCAGCACAUGGUGGACUACUUCGACGGCGACGCGGGGCUCUGGAGGACUCGGCCCUCGGGCCGUGGGCCACCUGCGUGGACGGCGGAGGAGGACCUCUCCUUGGCGGAUUUGCACAUGGUGGACGUGCUGAACCUACUGCCGUCGCCGCCGAGAAUAGAGCGAGUCAGCACUGCCAUGAUAGACCUUCAGGAGCUGGGGGCUCUAACAGAAUGGGAGCGGCCUACAGCCUUGGGCAUAGCCUGCUUGAAGUUGCCGACGGAGGUGUCCCUGGCCCGGCUGGUGAUUUUGGGCUACGGCCUCCGCUGCAGCGCUGCCGCCGCCGUGCUGGCGGCGGCCUUGUCGCUGACGCCCAGCUGCGACGUCUUCCGUACGCCCUUCAGCACCCGAGAAUGGUUGGAGCCCAGCGACGUCACGCUCCUGCGGGAUACCAUCUCUGCUCGGCGCCAAGCAGAUGGCCAGUGGCGGUCUGAACCACUGACCAUUUACAACAUGUGCAAGGAGUGGUUGAAAAAGGGUGGGGGCUUGGGGAAGGUCCAGAGGACAAUGUCAUGCCAUUGGUCUAUACAUGAACGGCUCUGGACGCAGUUCACAAACAAAGUGGUGGACCUGUGGCGAGCCAUGCUGCGCCUGCUGCCACAAAAUUCCGCCCAGCGGCGACAUUUGGAAGAUCUUCUGGAGUUGGCACGGGGGAAGUUCUGGAACCAACAAGACAAAAUCGAUUCGGCCAUGGAGCACAUGAAGGUGAGGCCGCAGAAGUUGCUGGCGCUGCUCACCUGGGGACUAGCGCCAGGUGGCUUCCUAGCAGUGGGGCAGAGCCCCAGGCUCUACGGCAAGGGCAGCUAUGAAGAUUACUGGCGUGCCGUGCAGACUGGGCAGCUGGACCCACGCGCUACAUUGAGCUGGCCGCAGGAUCCGGCUGAAGUGAAGCAAGCGGAGCUUUUUCUCCAGAAGCUGGGCGUGAAGCCGCUGCAGAUCCUGGCGGUCCCAAAUGGGAGCUGCGUGACCUGCACGUCCGAGCGUGACGAGCUGCAAGAUGCGGAAGGGCUGGUGCUGGAUGCCGAGCUGCUCUAUCGCCUGUGUUGCCCCUUCAAUGGCAAGGCGAGCAUCGACAACCUGAAGAUCAAGCAGCCGAACCAUCCCUGCGCAUUGAACUGGUACAUGCCCUUUCGCAGUGGAAGAGGCCUCAAAGAAGUCUGCCUGAACUGGAAGGCCCAGGCCGCUUCCCUGAUGCAGAUCCAGGGCUGCCCGCCCAGCACCCGCAGCCGUCCCAAGCGCUUUGCCGUGGCCUGUGGGGGGGACUACCGCCAUGAUCACCACACCGAGCGCCGAGUGACGAUGCUGCGGGGGGUGUCGGUGCUGCCGGACGAGCAGGGCGGGCGCACGGCCCUGCUGUGGCUCCUGGCCGGGGGCGUGCCCCGGGAGGCGGCGAUGACGGCGCUGGUUGCGCCCACCGAGUCCCUGGAGCCCCACGAAUUUGAAGUUCGAGGUCUGUGGAUGUGGGAGAGGACCUUUCGGCUUCCUGACCACGCUGUGAUCAGCUCUGCUGAUUUGCGGGCGGUGAACGACUUCCGGCAGACCUAUUGCGAGCUGACGCAGUCCCGGCCACAUCGGCUGGCGGGCCUGUGGUGGGACCGGAAGCGCCACCUCUUCCAGAUCGAGUGCCUUGAUGAUCCGUCGGGCGGCUUAAGUGAGCUCCUGUCCAUCCAAGACAGUCGAGACGCAGGCAACCCCACGCGUCUGCGCCAGCAGGGCCGUUCCUCUCUUUGGGUUCCUCUCGAGGGGGAGGGAGUCUGCGAAGAGACGCCCGAGGGCUUGCUCUGGAGAGGGGAGCUCCUGUCCCGAGAGCCCACGGUGCCCGCCGCGGUGGAGCAGCUUCGUCUUUCUGCCGUCCAGGACUGGUCCCGGGCAGCAGAUAUGCUGAUGCAGGUGGCCGAGGCGCCGCCGCUGCGGCGCGGCCCAUGGCCGGGCCGCAUUGUGCCCCUAGUGGCCGAGACAGCGAUGUCACCCAUCGACCUGGAUGCGGUCGAGACUUUGAUGGCCAACUUCCGGGAUCAGCUGCGGAAGAUGCCGGAGCAGAGCGGCUUCACCUCGCAGGACGAGGAUUCGGAUUCAGAUGAGGAUGAGGAGAAUGAUGGCUACCGGGAUAGAGAGCUGGAAAAGAUCAACCAGGACUGGAUGUGGCGACUGGCGGAAAUGGAGAACUUCUCAGCCUUGGAUGUUCACAACCUGGUGUUGCGCGAGAACUCUUUAGCGUUGCCCACGGCGGCCGUGUGCGUGGGGUGCGGCGAGGAGGGCAAGCCCUUCUCCAAGCGGCAGCUGGGGCAACCCGCUCACCUGCGGAUGUGUCAGGAGUGCGUCCUGACCCUCGUCGCGAUGCAGCAGGGGAAGGUCUACAAGCCUCCUGAGAAGACCAUCAUCCGAAGUUCCGCAGCGCCAGCUCGUCCGCCGGCUUUGAUCCCGGUGGCAAAGGUUUGCUGCGUUUGCAAUCAGCAGAUCGACAAGGAGAACAGCACCAUCACGCAGCUGGCAAAGCCAUGUGGCAAGCGGAAGUGCAAGGCUUGUCUGGCCAAGACUGCCACUGCCGAGGGCUCUGCAUCGUGAGGUGAAUCUUGCACUUGCGCUGGAGCCAUCGCCACGAUCAGCUGGCUCUUGCUUCCUCUCGGAGACAUGUAAAGUGCAGUUCAACCUGAGAGGUCACCGGAAAUCAAGCUGUGAGGCCAUCA
Effrenium voratum is the source of this 4981-nucleotide messenger RNA. NCBI's taxonomy places the organism in Eukaryota, Dinophyceae, Suessiales, Symbiodiniaceae. The record is from the annotation of a GenBank genome assembly.